Messenger RNA from Histoplasma mississippiense, 237 nucleotides. RefSeq lists its product with no specific name. The record is from RefSeq and is a predicted model, not a curated record. The transcript has 3 exons. The coding region runs from base 1 to 237 and encodes 78 amino acids. Lineage: Eukaryota; Fungi; Ascomycota; Eurotiomycetes; Onygenales; Ajellomycetaceae.
AUGGCGGGUCACGACGAUGAGGAUAUACCUCCAUGGGCAAUAAAGGAUAUCGUCUAUGUUUCCAUAUUGGGUCCCGUCAUCUUUGCAGCUUUCCUUGAGUGGUUGCUAUGGCUAGCUGCUUUUUUAUAUUGUCUAGGAAAAGUGUUUGUGAAGGCAGAUCAUUGGAGCAUCAAAGUUCUUGCGGUGAUCAUGAUAGUGAUGUUCACGGCAUUUCGAGGCGCAUUUCUUCCGUCAUGA